Leptopilina heterotoma is the source of this 1703-nucleotide messenger RNA. Its product is annotated as peptidyl-prolyl cis-trans isomerase FKBP8. The record is from RefSeq and is a predicted model, not a curated record. Gene Ontology annotation, molecular function: peptidyl-prolyl cis-trans isomerase activity; protein binding. Bases 238 to 1332 code for a protein of 364 amino acids. The transcript is spliced from 5 exons. Lineage: Eukaryota; Metazoa; Arthropoda; Insecta; Hymenoptera; Figitidae.
AAUUUAUUGUCAAGUCCACCUUGUACAUAUGUACAUAAAUCAAUUUUUGGUUAAUGGCUCUAAUUUAACAUGAUUAUUUUAAAACUGGAUUGGAUUAUAUGAAUUGAAAUAUUCUUCGUUUAAUUUUGCUUUACAUUUAAAUUCCAAGUAAUAAUGUAGAUAUUAAUUUAAUUAACCUCUUUGAAAACGUUAAAAACUAAUAUCUAAUUAAUUGUCAGAGAAUAUAUUGCAAAAACAAUGGUUGAAGAAAAGUUAGAUUCAGAAAAAUCUCAAGCACACUCAAUAGAAAAUGAUGUGAAUUCUGAAGGUUCAUUGAAAAGCUCUAGUUUGGAAGACGAGUGGAUUGAUAUACUUGGAAAUGGUCAAUUAAGGAAAAGGGUUAUAAAAGCAGGUAUUCCAAAUUCACGUCCUAGUAGAGGAGAUGCUUGUAAAAUAAAUGCUAUUGGGAAACUUGAUGAUGGAACGAUUGUCGAACAGCACGAGGAACUAAGUUUCCAACAAGGGGAUGUUGAAGUUAUUCAGGGAUUAGAUUUGGCGGUGGCUUUAAUGGAUGUUGAUGAAGAAGCAGAAAUUGAAAUUGCUUCUAGAUUUGCAUAUGGAAGUAUAGGAGAAAAACCAAACAUUCCUUCAAACGUUACCCUUCGAUAUAAUGUUAAACUAAUUUCUGUAGAAUUGGAAGCAGAAUUUGAAUCAUUAACAGUAAAUGAAAGAAAAAGAAUAGGAAACAAAAAACGAGAACGUGGCAACUGGUGGUUUACAAGAAACGAGCCAGCUCUUGCAAUGCAGUGCUACCGUCGAGCUUUAGACUUUUUGUCACCAGCCAAAUCUGAAACAUCUUUCAGUGAGGAUGGUGUGGAAGAAACAGAAUCAGAUGCAGAUCUACAAGCCUUAUUGGAAGACAGGUUGACUGUUUACAACAAUUUAGCACAAGCCCAGUUAAAAACACAAGCGUACGAAGCUGCACUGAAGAGUGUAGAGAAUGUUUUAUCAUGUCAACCACGAAAUAUUAAGGCUCUAUUUAGAAAAGGUAAAAUUCUACACUUAAAGGGGGAACAUUCUCAGGCUUAUUUAACAUUGUCUCAAGCACAGAAAUUAGACCCUCAAAAUAAAGCUAUUCAACAUGAACUAUCAAUUAUAAAAGGAAAGAGUGAGAAAGACGUUCAAAAGGAAAAGAAUAUGUAUCGCAAAAUGCUCGGAACAAAACAAGAAACCAGCAUUAAUAAAAGUCUUAAAAAUGAGGGUAAAAUAAAGUCGAGUUUUAUAGCUUGGAGUUUAAUUGGUGGAACAAUCGUUGCUACUGUUGGAGUAAUAGCCUACAAAUUUAUUUCCUGAGGAUAUGUUUUAAAGAUACUGUAAACUCAAAUCGGUAAUGGAUUUUUAAUUAGUUGACACAAGGGUCCGGAUGUUUGUCAAUUUCAUUACAGUCACAAAUUUUUUUUGCAAUCAUAUCAAAAAAUAUUUCAUCAUUUUUAUAAUCCUGUUGAUUGUUGUAAUAAAAGUUAUGUUCACUGUUGAAUAUAGUAUGUAUAUAUUAUAAAAAAAGCAAGUUUUCUGUGCAUAGUUUCAGUACCACUUCCAUAUUAUUCAUAUUGCUAUGUACAAUUGUUUAAUCAUGUAGAGGUGGUUAAUGAGUUUUGUAAUUUUUAUACUUGACACAUAUAUAUGGGACGUUUUGACAGAAACAUUAAAAACUAUUUUUCAAA